AUGAUGAGUGUACAAUCUGGGACGGGACAUGUGGCCAGUGGUCCGUUGAACGGCAAGUGCGUCGCGUCUAUGUCGCAAAAAACGGACAUGGAUCCACCACCUGCUAUUGAAGAUCAACCAGACGCGUCGGAUCUGGAUCUCACCUGGAGCUCAGAUCAAGAUUAUGAUGAAUGUGUAUACUACCACGAAGGAAGUGAUCUGUACACGGAAGAUGUCUACGGUCAGAUGGCUGUAUUGUCAGAAGUGCUAGUGACGACGCAAGAGGUGAAGAUCGAGGACCUUCAGCUAUGUGAAUCUGAUAAUCAGACCCUAGAAGAAAUUGAUCGACCUCGCCAAAGGAGCGGGACGUUCCGAAAUGCCCUUCCGCCGGCGGCCAGAGGUGUUGUAUGCAACAUCGAUGUCGGAGGAGCGAGGACUGUCGCCCUGAAGUGUUGUAAGUUGGGGAUCCAGUUCAGGGAGAAGCUGGCGGACUUGAUCAAGGGUCUAUUGUCUGCCAAGAUGGCCUCCCCGAUCGUGGUGAUCAUCAAGAAGAACGGAGUGGAUAUCAGAUUAUGCAUCGAUUAUCGGUUGGUAAACAGUCUAACUCAACUGAUGCUCUAUCCAAUGCCCUUGAUCAACGACUUACUUGAAGAUCUGGAGUCGACACUUUGGUACCGUUCUUUGGAUAUGGCGAGUGGAUUUUGGGUAGUGAAAAUGACGGAUCGUGCUCGUUUGAUCUCGGCUUUUAUCACUCCUUUUGGGUUAUUUGAGUGGGAUCGGAUGCCUUUCAGCUUCACGAAUGCGCCCCAGAUCCAUCAACGUAUGAUUGACAACGUGUUAUAUGGAUUUAUCCUGAUCCCGAAGUCUGAAGAUCACGGAGGUACGUUGGAUGUGUUUGAGAACGGGGAACCGGUGGAUCCAGGCGGGCCAUCGGUGCUUGGUCGCAGAUCAUAUAUCGAUGACAUCCUGAUCCCCGCCAACAACUGGGAUCAGUCGAAGGUUUACUCGAAGCGUUGGAAUCUGUCGAUCAGUGUGGUUAAAAGUUUCUGGGGAAUGCCUAAGGUGGAAUAUCUUGGACAUAAGGUCUCCCACAAUGGACUGGAGGCGAAUACGAAAGAUCUGUCUGCAUUGACGGAUCUGGCAUUUCCAGGAUCACUCAGAGCUAUGCAGUCAUUUUUGGGAAGUCUGAACUAUUACAGCCGGUUCAUCGAGGACUAUUAUGCGUCAGUCCUGUACGAGUUACGGGAAAUCGACUUCGCUGCGAUGCUGAAUGACACCACCCAAGCGCAGAUCCGACGGAUAUUAGAGGUGGAGAGCGUGGAUCAAGGAUCGCAGGAAGACCAAGCGAUCGACCUUGGAUCUGGAGACGCAAGAUCCUACUGA
Phytophthora megakarya is the source of this 1362-nucleotide messenger RNA. NCBI's taxonomy places the organism in Eukaryota, Oomycota, Peronosporomycetes, Peronosporales, Peronosporaceae. The record is from the annotation of a GenBank genome assembly.